AGAUGCCCGACGAUCAAUAAUCCAGCUAGCAUCAACAUCCAUCUAUCUCCCCAUACUUCCUCCUACUCCCACACUCACUCCCAUCCCACACACCACACCACACAAUGACCGACGACGAAGAGCGCAUCAAAGCCGAGAAGCUAGCCGCCGCAAAGAAAAGGGUGGCCCAACUCCAGAAACAGAAGAAGAAAGCGAGCAAGAAAGCGGCGAGCACGGAUAUUACGAAAGAGGUGAAUGAGUCGGCGUCGAGUACGCCUGAACCGGGGCUUAAGGAUGCUGGGGAUGCGCUGACGUCGCCGGUGCCGGUUGAAGAGGGGAAAAAGGAGGAGGAUGUAGCUGCUGCUGUUGAGGGUGGAAAUGCGAAGGAUGAGGCUGAGAUCAAGUCCGAGUCACCGGCUCCUGCUCCGGUGGAGGAAAGUACACAGGCCGAAGCACAACCACAACAGGAAGAAGAAGAACAACAACAACAACAACAAGAACAACGCGACUCAUCCCCCACUGAACCCAUACCCUCCGCGCCCACUUCACCGGGCCCCGAAACCGAAGCCCAACCCGCUAUCACAACUACGAAACCUGAGCGGUCCGCCACACAUGGACGCCAACCCUCGCUCUCGAUCCAGUCGAAGAUGCGGUCGUCGUCGUUUCGGAAGGGGUCCGUGUCGCAGGGCAGUGCUUCGCCGGCGCCGUCUGCGUCGUUGAAGUCGCCGUCCCUGCCGCCGUUGAGUGCGGAUGGCGAGGCCGUGCAGGAGGUGUAUCGCAAGCAGUCGACGCGGAUUGAGGAGCUGGAGAGGGAUAAUAAGCGGCUUGAGAGGGAGCUGGAGGAGACGACGGGGAGGUGGAAGAAGACGGAUGAGCAGUUGGAGGAUUUGAGGGAGGCGAGUGUGGAUAUUGCCGAGUUGAAGGAAAGGUUGAGCAAGGCGGAGGGGUUAGGGGGGGUUGUGGAGGAGUUGAAAGCAGAGAUCGCGUCCCUGCAGCGACAGAAUUCGCAUCUGCAAACCCGCACGCACCGGAAUACAGCGAGUGUCUCGGUGCCGGCGCCCUCGGAGUCCCCGCCAGCGGAUCUGGUACAGCAGCUGGAAUCGAAAUCGGCUACGAUCGAGGCGAUGGAGCUAGAGAUCUCGCACCUUCGCGCGCAGCUGGCCUCGAGCAGCGCCCACGAGACCCAGAUCGCCGCGCUGGAGGAGAAGUUAUCCGGGAGCGAGUCCGCCCUGGAGAAGACGCAGCGCGAGCUAUCCGAUACGAAGGGCGCGCUGACCCGCGCGUCCGAGAAAGCCGUCAGGGAGGGCGUGGAUAAGACCUCGACGGAGACCCUCAUCAAGAGCCUGCAACGGGAACUCGACGAACUCAAACACGAGAAAGCUGAGACGGACAAAAAGACCGACACCCUCGAGAAGAAGCUCGAAGCCAUGGGCAACCUGCACAAGGAGUCGGAAACCCGCCACCAGACCCGUCUCCGCGAGUCCGAGAAGACCGAAAAGGAAGCCGCCGUGCUGCGCAAACGCCUCGCCGACGUCGAGAACGAUAACCUCCGUCUGAAGGAAGAGCUGGAAGCCCUCCGUAAACGCCAGUCCGGCGACGGCGGCGCCGACGACGACGCCAUCGACGACCUCGAGGACGAGGAACGCUCCCGUCUGCACCGUCGCAUCCGCGAUCUCGAAGGCGAGGUCUUCGACCUCCGCCGCGGCGUCUGGAAGGAACGUCGCGAUGAACUCGACCACCACCAGACCCAACAGCACCAAAACUACUCCCACUACUCCCCCGAAAACCCCGCCACCACCUCCGUCUCAGCCGCCAACACCUUCGACGACGUCGACCUCAUCGGCGGCACCCCCGACCACGCCCGCCGCCGUAGCAUGGCCAUGGCCAACUCCAACGCCAGAUCCACCCAACACUCAUCCUUCUCCACCGUCCUCUCCAGCGGCAUCGCCGCCUUCACCGGCGGCAACAGCACCAGCCACAGCCACAGCCACAACAGCACCAGUGGAUCCGUAACCCGUGGCCGCGCUGCCUCCAACCAGACGCACCAUGUCCCUGCCGCCCGCGGCAGCCUGGAAUUGCUCUCUGAGGAGAACUUCGAGGACGAGUUCGACGAGGCGGAGUUUGCGCGCGCGCAGGCCGAGGAGGAGGCCCGGAAACGCGUGCAGUGGGUCCGUGAGAUUAAGACCAAGCUGAGGGAUUGGAAUGGGUGGAGGUUGGAUUUGGUGGAUAGUAGGGCGGGCGCGGAGGGCGCGGGCGUGGGCAUGGGGGAGAUUUUUGGGGUUUAGAACUCUGUCUCUAGAUUGAUAACUGAUACCCAGGUCUCUCUCUGCCCUCUCUACCCUCUCUACUCUCUCUACGCUCUCUAUGACGGAUGGAGGGAUGGAUGGUUGGUUGGUUCGUUGCGUUUUGUCCUUGUAGUUAUGAUACCGUGGGGGUUCGGUUGAAUUUAUUGUUUGUUUGUAUGUAUGUAUGUAUGUAUGUUUGUAUGAUGAGGGCUUACUGAGUUAGCUAGCAGGCUAGCUACUAGUUAGUAGACUAGCUGGAUUGAUGGGAGGAUGGGGGAUGGAGUACUUACUAGGUAUAGGUAUAGGUAUACCUGGGUGGCAUGAUAUACCAAGC
Molecule: messenger RNA, 2598 nt
Organism: Aspergillus heteromorphus CBS 117.55
Lineage: Eukaryota; Fungi; Ascomycota; Eurotiomycetes; Eurotiales; Aspergillaceae
Exons: 3
Coding region: 105-2264 (719 amino acids)
Source: RefSeq, a predicted model, not a curated record